GACCCCAUUAGAGGAUGCCGGGCCCCCAAAAGCGGGGCUGGAGCCAUUUCCCAUCCAGAGGGUCCCGCUCUCCGCCAUGCAAAGCCCGCAGGCUGUCCUCUGGUCCUCCCAGGCGGCCGGAGAGUCCGCCAGACGUCAUGAUGGCUUUGAUGCGACUUUCCGACCGCGGCUACAGGGAGCAGCUGCUGUCCUUCUUCCAGGCCCACGAGGACGAUCUGUCCCGAGUGCUGGACGGCCCCGGCCUCGGCCCCAGGGAUGUCCAUACUCUGCUGCGGGUGGUCAAGCAUGUGCUGGAGGGGCCACCGGGAGCCCAGGAUGUCCGUCCGGUGCUGGAUCUGGUCCUGAGGCCGGCCUUCGUGCUCCGGAGCCUGCUGGGCUUCAUCGCCAGCCUGGAGACCUUCCACUGUCCGGACGGAGAGGUCUCACGGGAGGUCAUGGUGGACACGGUGGCCGCCCUCCACCACUUAUUAGAAGCUGCCCCUGAAAAGGCACAGACUUUGCUCUGCUACCCGGUGGACCUACUCUGCGCCACGGUCCAGAGGCUCCAGAGCCGCGGCCUCCUCUUUGCCUGGGUCACCCAGAAGCAGCUCAAGGACACCAAGGGGCUGUUGGACGCCGCCUUCCAAGGGUCAAGCGGGCCCAGAGGAGCUGGCCUUGAGUCUCUGGCCAACCGGGAUGACUUUUGCCUCGUCCCGGUCUUCCCCACACCGGAGGAUAUAUUCCUGGAGCCCACCGCGACGCUGAAGCCCAACCUCGUGUCUGGCAGGUACAAGAGUGACCGGUCCUACCUGGACACUCACUUCCGGCUCUUGCGGGAGGACCUGGUCAAGCCCUUGCGGGACGGUAUCUCCUCACGCUUCACCCUCCGCAGUCUCUUUUCCAACUCACAGAAGCCGCCCAGUGAGCUGCGCCUCUACCGCAAUGUCCAGCUGUCCAGUGUGGGCUACUCCCCAGCUGGUGUGACCUUCCAGGCCACCUUCCAGGGCAAGUCAGGCUCGGCAGCUACUAAGUCCCUGCUGAGCGGUUCGCUGGUGUGCCUGCUCUCCGAAGACGAUGACGGCCAGGUGCUCUUUGGGACAGUGGCCGGAUCCCGCCACCACGAAGGGUCUGUGUGGCUGGACAUCAAGCAGAGUCACACCAGGCUCCUGCGUCUCCUGGGCCGAGCCACCUUCACCAUGGCCGAGUCGCCCGCUUUCUUCGAGUCCUACCGGCACGUUCUGGAGGGCCUGAAGGAGAUGGAGGCUGAGCCGGUGCCCUUCCGGAAGUACCUGGUUAAGUGCCGACGGAAGGUCUCCCCACCAGCGUACCUGCAAGAGGAGGAGAAGGAAGGGGCAGGGCUGGUGACCUUUGACCUCAGUGCCCUGCAUCCCCCCAAGGACAAACCCACUUCCACCAAGGAUCUUGCAAAAGUUGGCUCCCCAUCAUCUCCUGAGGCCAGUGCAGACCAUCCCAAGGCGGAGGGGUUGCUGUUGGACCUGUCAUCCGUGAGCCCCCUUUGCCCCCAGCUGUGGAGGCCAGAGACCUUUCCCCACCUGGACGAGAGCCAGGUCAAUGCUGUCCGGACAGCCCUCGGCUCCGAGUUUGUGCUGAUCCAGGGCCCACCUGGGACAGGGAAAACGUUCAUUGGACUGAAGAUUCUGCAGAUUCUGCUGGACAACGAGAGUCUCUGGAACAAGGCAAACACUCCCUGCCUGGUGGUCUGCUACACCAACCAUGCGCUGGACCAGUUCCUGGAAGGGGUGCUGGACUUCCUGCUGAUGGGGGUCGUGCGCAUCGGGGGCCGGAGCAAGAGCCAGAGGGUCAGCGACACCUGCGCUUUGAGGAAUCUGCGCCAAAGGCAGCCCCACUACCUGCGCCCCAGCAGGGACCGACAGCGCUUUGCACAGAUAAAGGAGGACCUGGGACAGCAAAAGUCAAACAUCGAUUUCUGCACAGAGGUGCUGCAGCUGCUGCGGAGAGGGGUGCUGACCGAGCGGGAGCUGGAGCUUGAGAUCGGCAAGGACCACCUCUGGAUCCCCCAGGGUUCGAUGUUGCGUUGGCUGAAGCUCUUCCCCCCAGAAGUGAACAGGAAGCAGCCUCCAAGACGGCAGGAAAACAGCAGGAAAAUGGCAGCUGGACCCUCCUCCCAAUUCAACAACGCAGAACUUUUCCAGCCUCACCGGGACGAGCGGUUCCUGGACGACGAUUACGACGAGGCCGAGGCGGAAAGGCGAGGGGCUUCAAACAGCCCCAAGGAGAAGUUUGCCUACAUUGUGCCAGAGGAGGAAAGCGCCCAUAAGAAAUGGCUUCUGGCAUGUUUGGCGAACGAGGACACCAUGACCAACGAGGAGGUUGCAGAGAUUGAGGACAGCAGGAAUGUCCAGCCCAAUGACCGCUGGCGCCUCUACCGGAGAUGGUUGGCAGCCUAUGAAAACGAGCUGAAGGCCAGCUUGGUGGAGAUGCUGGCCAAGUACGAGAAGGACGCGGCUGAGCUGCAAGAGCUGACCUUCCAGGAAGACCUGAGGAUCCUCAGGGGCAGCCGGGUCAUUGGGAUGACCACCACAGGGGCUGCCAAAUACAGGAAGCUGCUGCAGUGCAUCCGUCCCCGGAUCGUGAUGGUGGAAGAGGCAGCCGAGAUCCUGGAGGCCCACGUCCUCACCUCCCUGACGCCCUCCUGCCAGCACCUCAUCCUCAUCGGAGACCACCAGCAGCUGCGGCCAAAGCCGGCUGACUAUACCUUGGAGAAGAAGUACCACCUGGGCGUCUCCCUCUUCGAGCGGAUGAUCAACAACCACCUGCCGCAUGUGCAGCUCCUCUACCAGCAUCGCAUGCGGCCAGAGAUCUCCCAGCUGCUGGUGCCUUUCUUCUACAAGGAACUGCGCGACCACCAGGUCGUCCUGCAAUACGAAAGCAUCAAGGGCAUGGAAAAGAACGUCUUCUUCGUGCAGCACAGAGAGGAAGAGAGCCACAGCGCCGACUCCGAGAGCUACAGCAACAGGCACGAAGCCGCCUUCCUGGCCUCGCUGACCGGCUACCUCCUCAAGCAAGGCUACGGCCGUAGCCAGAUCACCAUCCUCACCCCAUACCACGGGCAAGUGGUGAGAGUCCGCACGCUGCUGCGCCACCAAGGGAUGGAGGACGUGGCCGUCCACGCCGUGGAUGACUUCCAAGGAGAGGAAAAUGACAUCGUUCUCCUCUCGCUGGUGCGGAGCAACAGCCAAGGGAAGAUCGGCUUCCUCAAGGACAAGAACAGGCUGUGCGUGGCCCUCUCGCGAGCCAAGAAGGGCUUCUACUGCCUCGGCAACCUGGACGUUCUCUCGGCCGGCAGCAGCCUCUGGAAGGAGAUCUCUGGCCUGCUGAAGAGCAAAGCCCUUCUUGGGGAGGAGCUCACGCUGAUGUGCCAAAACCACCCUGAAACCAAGACGGCAGUGAAAGCGAGUGCGGACUUCAAGGCGCUCCCAGACGGAGGCUGCGCGCUCAAGUGCCAGACGCGGCUGGAGUGCGGCCACCCUUGCACGCGCCGCUGCCACCCCUUAGACCAGGACCACCGCCUCUACCGUUGCACCUUCCCGUGCAGCAGAGUCCUCUGCGAGCGGAAGCACAAGUGCCCCAAGAAGUGUAAGGAGGAGUGCAGACUCUGCGAGGUUAAAGUGGAGAAGGUCGUCCCUAAGUGCGGCCACAGCCAAGCCAUGCCCUGCCAUCUUCCUCCUGAGGUCUGGGUUUGUCAGGAGCACUGCCAGAAAGCAUUGGAAUGCGGCCACUUGUGCAAACUGAAGUGUGGAAUGAACUGCCAAGUCGCUUCCUGCAAGGAGACAGUGCAAGUCACCCUGCCGUGCUCCCACGUGGCUGAGACAGAGUGCUUCCGGCAGAAGAUGCCCUUGCCGUGCCAGGAGAAGUGUUUGCAGAAACUGGACUGUGGCCACAUUUGCCAGGGAAGCUGCCACCAAUGCAUUGGGGGCCGUGUGCAUGCCACUUGCCGGCAGAAGUGCACCCGAGUGCUGCUCUGCUCCCACACGUGCCAGGGCUCCUGCUCUGAGAAUUGCCCCCCGUGUAAAAAGAUGUGCCGCAACCGGUGCCCACACAGCCGCUGCAGUAAGACAUGCGGGGAGUUCUGCUUCCGCUGCGUGCAACGUUGCAGUUGGCGGUGCAAGCACCAUCAGUGCACACAGAUGUGCUGGGAGAUCUGCAACCGUCCCCGGUGCGACCGGCCCUGCAAGAAGAUCCUGCGGUGCAAGCACCCCUGCGUGGGUCUCUGUGGGGAGCCAUGUCCCCCAAAAUGCCGGGUGUGCCACCGGAAUGAGCUGGCAGAGAUUUUCUUUGGAAAGGAAGACGAGCCGGAGUCUCGCUUUGUUGUCUUAAAGGAGUGUGGGCAUAUCUUUGAGGUGCGGGGUCUGGACCGAUGGAUGGAAGGGAACGGAGACAACGAGUUCCAAGCCAAGCCAGUCCAGCAGAAGGUGUGCCCCAAGUGCUCGACGCCCAUCCAGAGCAACCCGCGUUACAGCAACGUCAUCAAAGCAACGCAGCAAGGGAUCGCGGACAUCAAGCGGAGGAUGUUCGGCAGCCGGGAGCAGCUCCAGUUUGGCCGGGCGGCCUUACUGAGCAAGCUGAUUGUGAUGCCACCACACAACCGCUAUUUCAGGAAGGAGGCUCUGAAGAGGGAGAUCGAGGCGGCUGCUUCUCUCCAGAGUCUCAGGGACUGCGAAAGCACCGUGCGGCUCCUGUUGUGCCUCCAGCGGCUGAGGGACCGAGCAACACACUGCACAGAUGAGCAGGGAAGGCGCCUUGUGGGUGCAGCGGAGGCACUGGAGUCCUGGUUGCACCGAAGGCAACGGGGAGACGCCUUCGCGGCCCAGCAGCUCAGAGAGUGCCGGAACGAGGUGAAAAGGCUCUCGUACCUGGCCAACGUCUUCGAGCGCCUGACCAUCUACGGGGGGAAACAAAUGCCGUCCUCUUCCACGGCAACAAAGGCUGCCGACAAAGCCUUGAGCCUCCUCACUGGACCACAGCCCUUCACCGAAGCCCAAGAAGGGGCUCUCCUGCCCGUACUGGAGACUCUGGACCAUCUGAUGCCGGCUUCAGGGCCACGACUCUCCCAGGCAGAGAAAGUCUCCAUUGAAGAGGCCAUGCGUUUUGGCCGAGGGCAAUGGUACAUGUGUCCCAAUGGCCAUUUCUACAGCGUGGGGCAGUGUGGGCGGCCAGUGGAAGAGAGCCAGUGCCCCGAAUGUAGGGCUACCAUCGGUGGGCGGAAGAAAAGGGUUCAUGCGGGCAACGUUACAGCCAGCCUAACCCUGGAGACUGGCAAUGGAGGAAAAGAGGUGGAAGGGAGGCCCCUCAGCAGUAUCGGUGACUUGGUUGGUCUCUCAGACCUUCUUCCCCCAUCCAUCUAUGCCACUGACCACUCUCCUGCUGGUCUGGACACUCCAUCACAAGCCAAUGACAGCCAAAGGGAGGGCAGUGGUCAGCUGCCAGACCUUCUGAUCCCAGCAUCAUCCUGCCAUCCAUAUGGUUCUCCUCUCGACAAGGUGGCAAAAGGCACCACUCCAAGUGGGGCCCAGCAGGAGGGCUCUGGGGAGGUUGCCAUGGAAGAGACUCCUUCCUUGGAACAAGUUAAUGCAUAUUCCCCGGAAACAACAUCACAGGACCACCAUGAACCCAUGGAACAAGACAAUUCAUUGUCCCCUCAAGCCUGUACCACAAUGGACCCUUUGGAAAUAAAGGAGGAAGACAUCUCAUGGUCCCCUCAGGCCUGCACUGAACAUACCACAAUGGACCUCCUUGAACCCAAGGAGUGA
Messenger RNA from Anolis sagrei ordinatus, 5771 nucleotides. The record is from RefSeq and is a predicted model, not a curated record. NCBI's taxonomy places the organism in Eukaryota, Metazoa, Chordata, Lepidosauria, Squamata, Anolidae.